This is a messenger RNA of Anoplopoma fimbria (sablefish), 6008 nucleotides long. It is a transcript of the gene cep152, whose product is annotated as centrosomal protein 152. Lineage: Eukaryota; Metazoa; Chordata; Actinopteri; Perciformes; Anoplopomatidae. Gene Ontology annotation, cellular component: centrosome. The record is from RefSeq and is a predicted model, not a curated record. Bases 399 to 5405 code for a protein of 1668 amino acids. The transcript has 29 exons. Gene Ontology annotation, biological process: centriole replication.
AAAAGGGGCGAGUCUUCAGAGAGAGUCGGGCAGCUAGCGUAGUGUGCUAACAGCUAGCUCAAAGGUAGUGUAAUCCACCAUGGUUAACGCUAGUACUCGGCCACGUUACACGUUAACUGGUGCUUAACUUUUUAUUGGCUCACGAAUAUUUGAUCACAUAUAUUCGCAGGUUUUUCAAAGCCUGGUCGAGUUUUUUGUCGGGCUUGUUGUUGCUAACAUGACUGUAGUUAGCUAGUUAGCUAGCUAGCACGCUGCUCUGCAAUGUAAACAGUAGGUAACGAGUUAACUAGUUAUCUUACAAUGUCUCUUAAAUAAAGGGAUAGGUAACUCAACAAAGGAAACGUCCCAUAUAUGCAUCCAGGUUUGUUUCUGCACCCUGCACCAACAGGCUCAGCAUCAUGUCUAUUGACUUUGACAGUGCUGCUCUUCAGACCCAGCAUGAAGAAGAAGAAGAAGAGUACGACCAGGAGGACUAUGCAAGAGAACAGGAGCUUCACAAAUUGCUCACCGACCUGCCCGAUGACAUGCUGGAGGACAGCAUAGACUCCUCCUCCCCAGACCUGGAGUACUCUAAAUGUAGCAAUAAAAACACUGGCAAAAGCCCACACUCCGCAUGGACUCAGCAAUGGUCAGAUCAUCCAAGGCCAACUUCUCACGAACAGAACCCUGAAGUUGGCUAUGAUCAACACUCCCAUGAUGAGUACGCAUAUGAGGAUGGAGCUGUUCAGAACAAUGGACAUCAACCUCUCCCUCACACGUGGAACCAGGAUCAUCAGUUCCCACAGGGAGAAUAUACAUACACCAGCAUAGGCUCAGAAAAAUCUACAGGGACCAAUGAUUUCUCCACAGACGAGUAUGAGUCUAAACCGUAUCCCCAAGGCACUAAUAACGCUGUCAUGUAUAAUGGAGACGGAAGAGACAUCCAAAACCACGGGGAUCACAACAACGGCAGAAACCAAUUUCAAACUAUAAAGUCCAGAGUGCUGGACAGAGGUUUGGAUCAGCACCAGGCCAGCUACAAUCCUCACCAUCCUGCCCAUCAGCCAAAGAUGUUUAACUCACAGGCCGUUCAACAAGAAGGUCAAUUCGACCAUCUGCAAAGAGAAUUCCUUGACUCGACACAACAAACUGCUGAUAGAGAGCAGCUUACCCAGUUGCAGAUUUUAAACAAGGCUCAGCAGAGGCAACUUGAAGACUUGGAGCGAAAACUGGAGGAUUCAAGGCGAAAUAUGAGAUACAUCGAGCAUCAAUUUGCAAUUGCCAAAGACCAAAAGGAUGGCCUAGCAGUAAGCCUAAAGGAAUCCAGUCAACUGGUUGAAGAAGCUAAGGAGAGAGAGGUUCAAAUGCAAAACAAAGUGAAGGCAAUGGAGCAGCAAGUCCAUGUCCUAACUGAGAGAGACCAGGAGAACUCGAAGAAACAGAGGGUGGCAGAAGCUGCAGUGGACAGCAUGAAGCAGCAGAUGUUGGAACUUUGUCGCUCGGACACACUGUCCAGGGCGCGGCAGCAGCAUGACCGAGACCUUACUGUCAUAAAGGAGCAGCAUGAGAAUGCAGUGUUGACACUAAAGCAGAAGCUGGACUCGACCUCUCAGGCUCUGAAUGAAAAGAUUGAUGUUGGUCAGAGGCUACGAGAGCAGGUGAAGCAACUGGAGCGCCAGAGAGAAGAAGAGCAAAUGGAGAGAGCCAGAGUGGUCAACACCCUCACUCAGCGUCUGGAGGAGAGUCAACAACAAUGUGCCAAGCUGCUGCAGACAAGUUCAGUGCAGGAGAUGAGCCAGAUACAAAUCAAACUACAGCAGGCUCAGUCAGCCAAAGCACUGAGUGAAAACAUGAACAUAGUCUUGCAGGAGGAUCUGGCUGAGUUGAAGGAGCAGAUCACUCUGUACGAAUCUGCUUUGAAACACGGUGUUAUUGCAUUAGACCUGAACAAUGACUGGGAGAACCAGCUGUCUGACUCCUGCGUGGAUUUAGGACUAAAGAAAACAAACAGGAAAAAUGGCUUGCUUCACAGUGCUGCGAUGGCUCACCUGUCGGACUCCAAGCUGCCCAAAGAUGAAGCUUUGCGGGUGCUGCGAGUAGAGAUGCAGCGCUGCCUGGGAAGUCUGAAGGGGAAGCGGCAGAAGAUCAGUCAGCUGCAGGAGGAGCUCCAGCUGUGUCAGGGUCGAGUGGCCAAGCUGCAGACACAGUUAGAUGAAGCCAAGCUCUGCUCUUCGAUCAGAGAGACCAGCCAGAUGAAACAUCUAGACCUAACGGGAGAGUCUCAGAAAGAGUUCUUGAGACUACAGGAAGACAAACGACACUUGCAGGAACAAGUGGAGGUGUUAGAACAGAAGAAUUUGGAGCUGAAACAGAGUGAGGAAAAGUUAAGGUCUGUAAACUUGGAGCUUUGCACCAAGAUGAGGGAGAUGAUCCAGGAACUCGACCAAGAGAAGCAGGAGGCUGCCGAGAGAGCUGAGAGGAUUCAUGAGCAGUACAGGGAUGAUGUGGUGGAUCGGGUCAGAACAGAGCUCAUGCUAGAACAUGAUGCUCAGGUCGAACAGCUGAUUGCACAGCACCAGCAACAGGUCCAACAGUUACAGUCCCAGCUGUCUGAGGCAAAUGAUAAGAUGUUGGCUGUGCAAGAGUGUUACAUAUCUGUCUGCAAGGAGAAGGACAUGUUUGACAAGGAGGCUUUUAUCAAAUUAAAUGAGCAAAAGAUGAGAGAAGAGAGUGGCACAGCUGUGGAGCAGCUGAGAGCUGAGCUUGAGGCUCAGCAUCAGGCCUCAAUAAACCAGCUCAAAGCUCUGUGGUCCAAAGAAAAGGAGACUGAGGUCCAGCAGCAGGUGAAUUCUCAGGCAGCCUCGGCCAUGGCUGCUUGGAAGGAGGAACUACAAAAGAUGGAGAAGACCUGGGUCCAGAAGCUGGAGGAGGCCAGGAGAGAGCAACACAAAGAGACUGCUGAGGCGACCUCUCAGGCAGAUGAGAUUGAGGCCAGCAAUGUGACAAUAACUGUUGAGGAGCUGGACUCCAGGCUUAGUGCCCAGAAACAGCAGCUGCAACUGGAGGCUGACAAAGUAAAACGCAAAGCUGUGGAAGAAGCUAGGAAACGUGCUCAGAGAGAGCUACACGAGAAACACCUGGAGGACAUGGCCAAACAGGUUGAAGGUGCAGUAACCAGGGCCUACAAUCGCUGGAUUGAGGAUUUGACUUCAUUACCAGAAUACCAAGCCUCUCUCCAAACAGAGAGGGAGAAAUGGGAAGAACUACAAGAAAAAUGCACAGAACAACGGGUGUCCCAGGCCCUGAAGGAGGCAGAGGAGCGGUGGUUUGAUAAGCAAAAGAACCAGCCGGAGGAGCAGAGCUCUGGGACGCAGAGGGUGGAGGAUCUCCAAGAGGAGGUGGCAUCUCUCCAGAGUCAGCUGGAGCAGCAGAGGAGAGAGCAAGCUGCCCUUCUGAAGGCUGAGCUGGCCGGAGCUAGAACAGCCUGGAACCGAGACAAACAGGAGGUCUCCGUCAUCCAGGCCCGCAGUGAGCAGGUCUACCAAAGCAAGUUGCAAGAGCAGCGCAAAAAGCUGGAGCAGGCUUUGCAGCAGGCCAGAGAGGAUGCCGAUCUCCAAAAGAAGGAGCUGCUCCUGCAGAUGGAAGCCAAGCUACAACAGACUCUGAGGGCCCGAGAGGAGGAGUGGAGAUGUCAGCAUGCAGAGAAGGAGCAGGCUCAGAGAAAACAGAUGAGAGAUGAAUUACUAGCAGAGCUUCAGACUGGUCUGGCAGAGGUCCAGGCACAACUUCUCAGGGAUCCCAAAAGAGAUCAGCAGGGCACUGAAGACACCAAGAGGACCAGCGGGGCCACAUCAGAGGGCACAAUAACACACAUCGUCCAAGCAUUCUGCAAAGACCUGGUCAACAGAGCCGUAUCUCAAGCCAAGAAGGAAUGGAAGACAGUAGAGGAGGAGCAGCUGAGCCGUGUGUUAAAAGAAACACAGGAGCAGCAUGAGAAAGAAAUCGACAAAAUGCAAAGUUUGUUCUCCCAGAGGAAGGAGCAGGCUCGCUGCAGGAAGGAGUGCACUGAGACUUUAGCUAAGCUGCAGAAGAAGAACCAGGAGCUCCAGAGGCACUUAGAGAAAGCCUGUCGUCAACUCCAGCACAGCGUUCGAGAGCAUAAAAAUGCCAUGCAGCAUCUAAAAGAUGAACAUGAAAGCAGCUUGCGAAAGGCAAAGGAGGGACAUCUGCAGCAGCUCGAGGAGGUGAAGAGAGCCAAAGAAUCCUCAGGGAGUUCGGAUCACAAACAAAAUGUUCAGCAAGGCCUUGAGGAGAUGAAGCAGCAAUACCUGAUGACUGUGGAAAAGAUCAGAGGAGACAUGCUGCGUUACCUCCAGGAGAGUCGGGAGCGAGCAGCAGAGAUGAUCCGCACAGAGGUGCAGAGGGAGAGGCAGGACACUGCCAGAAAGAUGCGGCGCUAUUAUCUGACCUGUCUGCAGGAGUUACUCGAGGAUGGAGGAAAGACGACGGGGGCUGAAAAGAAAAUAAUGAAUGCUGCAAGCAAGCUGGCAGCGAUGGCUAAAGUGCUAGAGACGCCCUUAAAAAGUAAAUCUGCAAAGAACUUCAGUUUACAAAGUGGUUUGACGGCUGUGUCCUCAGCUGACUGCCUUCCAGGUAGAAACGCAGGUUUCAGUAGAAACAUGCCAACACUUACUGAGCUCCCUGAUGUUAGGCCAGAGGAGAGGUUGCACAAGGAAAAAACUUCAGCUGAUUCAGCACAGAAACUAACAGCUGCCGUGAGAACUAAACCUUUGAGUCACCAGGACAUUUCUCCAUCUGGGAAGGAGGAGGCCUCAGUAGAUCCGGGGCUGACACCACAAACUGCUGCUUACUCACACCUCCGCUCUUACAAACCUUGUCAACAGAUGGCAUCUCCAUCACAGGUGGAUUUGGUCAAUGUGUCUGUGAGGAGUAAAAGCAGGGAGCUGAUUUUGCAGGGAGUUCACGCCGGCAAAGCUGACAACCACCUUGACUCCGAGCGACAGAGCAAACCGUUCCUCAUCCAGGAGGCUCCUAUCAGAGAGGAGAAACGGACCAACUGGAGCAUGACCAGCAGUGACUCUAACUCAUGCUUCCAGGUUUCCACACUUUCCCACUCAGGGAGGAGAGUAGAACCAGUGAAGCCCUUUUCUUUCUCUGCUGCAUCAGCUGGUGACUCAGGAGAGUUUGGCGACCUCACUCCGAAUGUGUCUGACCUGACUGUCUAUAACGAGAUUGCGAAAAAGAACUUGAACUUUCAGCAUGCAAAGAUAAGUACACACAGAGAGCCCACCCCAGGCUCUGAGGGUGAGAAGCAGCAUGGAGUUUGUUCCAGACCUUUGUUCUCUGAGUUGAGACAACGGCAGCAGGACAGCGGCUUCGACAGUCCAUUCUACCAACAAAAGUGACAAAGUAAAGGGCAGGUGUGAAGUGAAGUAGUGCCUCUAAAACAGUGUGUAAAGUACAUGAUGUAGAACCUUUACCUUCAUGGCUGUUUGCAGUGUGUUUGUGUGUUGCAUUAACAUUGUUAAAGGAAUAAUCUAACAUAAUGCAAACUGCACUUAUUUACUUUAUUGACGAGAGUUAAAUGAGAAGAUUGAAGUAUGAAGCUACAGCCAACAGCGGGUUAGCUUAGCUUAGCAUAAAAACUGGAAAAAGCUAGGCUAUGGAGCCUCUAUCCAAAGAUAAAGGCUCCAUAGUUUGUGCUAAUCUAAGCUUGAUCAUUUAACACGUUCUAUCCGGUGUUAAUGAAACACUGGAAACCUUGUGUUCCUCUCUGUUUUGUUGGAUUUUUAGGUCAAAAGUCUGCCCAGACUCUAAUAAAUAACUUUGCUACCUUUAGUGACCUGUACUGAUGUCUUCAUGUACCCUGUACUGUGACAACCACUAGAUUAGAUCCAUGUUUAUACAAAGCUCAGUGUUCAGUCGGAUCCCAGUGUGCCUGUAUUUUUUUACAUUUCUUUAUAUUUUAUAUCACGCUAAUGAGAUAUGCUGUGCAUAGGUUGUAAAUG